Molecule: messenger RNA, 2793 nt
Organism: Dalotia coriaria
Lineage: Eukaryota; Metazoa; Arthropoda; Insecta; Coleoptera; Staphylinidae
Product: bis(5'-adenosyl)-triphosphatase enpp4-like
Exons: 7
Coding region: 179-1636 (485 amino acids)
Source: RefSeq, a predicted model, not a curated record
UCGUGGUCGCCAACAUAUAUCCUGCAGGGCUCUGCAGCGUCUCGCAUGUCAUUCGGAAACAGCUGAUAAAUCAACACGAAGAAAACAUCACUGUCACUGCAACAGUCCCAAUCACUGGAUUUACCCUUAACUCUCGGAGUGAAUCAGUGAAAUUAGCAAAAUUAUCGAAUUCUCGGGCAUGAUUUUGCUGCUCUUGUUGGUCGUGAAUGCGUUAUUCGACGUUGUAACGUGUAUCUCGCAGCAUCCUGUGCUGAUCGUGGUGUCAUACGAUGCAUUCAGAUACAACUAUUUUGAGAAGAAUGGCUCACUCUACAUGGAUAAGCUGCGUAAGGAGGGCACCUACGCCGACUACAUGUUAAAUGUUUUCCCAACGAAGACGUUUCCUAACCAUCACAGCAUUGCUACUGGUUUAUAUCCAGAGAGUCAUGGAGUUGUAGGCAACUCCUUCUAUGAUCCAAAACUCAAACGGGUAAUCAAGAUGAGUGAGGAAAUGUGGAGAUUUAGAGAUGAUAUUAUUCCUAUUUGGACUUUGAAUGAAAUAAGGGGCGCCGGGCGAUACUCCGGGUCAAUGAUGUGGCCUGGUGCAAAAUACUUGUACAACAAUAAAAACAUCACAUAUAUUCAAGAUUGGGACAUUGAUGCAGACUGGUACAAAAGAGUGGAUACUAUAAUUUCAUGGAUUAAAAAUCCAACAAAACCUGCAAAUCUUGUUAUGUUAUACUUUGAAGAGCCAGAUACACAUGGGCAUGUCUAUGGUCCAGAAUCAGACACAGUUUUCAAUCUGUUAAAGCGUCUGGAUAAUAUUACGCGCUACAUUGAUGAUCAAUUGUUAGCCAAUGACCUAGCUGAUUAUGUUAAUGUUAUUCAUUUGAGCGACCAUGGUAUGAGUUCUGUUAGUCCGCCAAAUUUCAUCAAUAUUACUCAGUUCCUUAAAAGUAACACAUAUGAAAUUGCCGAUACUUCGCCCUGCUUGCAUAUUAUUCCAGAUUCAGAUUUCGAGCAAGAAACCUACAAGAAUUUAAGACAGGCAUCAAGGGAACACGGAAACUUUUCGGUUUAUUGGAAGAAAGAUCUACCGAGCAAAUGGCACUUCAAAAAUAAUCGACGAGCGCCACCGAUUUUUGUACUUGCAGAUCCAGGCUAUGCUUUUCAGGAUUUAGCUGAAGCUGCGCAAACAUACGCUUUGAAAUAUCACAUUAACAUCACACCCGAAUCGCAAUUUGGCGUGCAUGGUUAUGACAACGAAGACACGGACAUGCAUCCAUUCUUCAUGGCGCGCGGCCCCAAGAUCAAGAAGCAGCAUAAGGUUUCGCCGUUCCACACCGUCGACUUGUACAAUUUGUUCUGUGAUAUUUUAGAAAUUAAGCCGGUCGCUAAUAACGGCAGCUCGGCGAAUAUUAAGGCCAUUCUAGUCUCGCAAGCCGAACGUAAUCACUUCACGACGCUGGGAAUAGCAGUAGUCGCUGUCAUAGUAUCGCUAAUGCUAGUGAGCUGCGGGGCGGCCAUCACAUUGCUUGUAAUCAAGCGGCAGCAGAACAUUACGACGAUUGCGGCACUGAAUAAACGUUUCCCGCAAACGUUCAACACAAACGCCGGUAUUGAGGCGCAGCACCUUCUCGAGUCCGAAGAAGCAUGAGUAAAAAAGACAUCGUCGCCGGAGUAACAAUUUAAUGGCGCAUUCAUUAUUAAUUCGUAAUUGUUAAUUAUUGACGAAUGCAAAGAUAAAUUGCUUGUAACACGCAUAAAAAAUUGGGAUACUUAAAAACAUGUGCGUAUAUUGCAUUCUAAUACGUACACUCAUGGGAUUAAUUUCAUAUAGUUACUACAUAAGUAGCAUAAAAAGGUUAACAUUUAGAGGCCAGCUUCUCGACAGUUAGCAAAUUAGCAAUAUUAUAAUCAAUUAGUUACAAGUAAGACGAAUUAAAUGAGAUUUUCAUAAACCUCGAUCACACACAAUCAUUAGUGUAAUUAGUGGUAUAAAUUUAGUAGAUGUGUAAAAUAUGAAUGAACGAAAAGGUCCCUUUUGUAAUUGUGAUAAUUUGAUAGCUUAAAAAAGAUUGGUUGUUUCUUAAAUGUGGUGACAACUAUCUUUAGUGAUAUUGCUAUUGUUAAUUGUUAGUUUUCUAAAUAUUUGCCACAUAUUGUAACCACAAUGAAAACAAAUCAACGAAUUCGUCCACAUUUCCUACCAAAUACAAAAAUGUCCAAGAUGUUUUUUAUUCGCUUCACGUAUUAUAAUCGCACACAGAUACAAUUUGGCACAUUUUAUCUUAAUAAUUUGAAUUGGGUAGUAACGACCACAUAAUAAUUAUUGACAUGGAAAGUUUGAAGCAACCAAUGACAAUAUAAAGAUUCAAGGGUUACAAGAUUUAAAAUUAUACGGUUACAUUUAGCACUUCCAAAACGUAAAAAAGAAAAUAGAAGCAAAUUUUACUUUAUGAAUUGUUAUUCAUAAAGCUAUAAAAAAUUAACAUUGUAACACCUCAUAAAUAUUUUGGAAACAUCAAUGUGUUUUGUUAAGAAUAGAUGAGCGAAAUAGUGCAACAAUAAUUAACUUAUGAUGUAAGAUGAAUCUUAAACAUUAUGAAAUAUCGUAUUGAGGAUUUUUUUGCCCAGAGACGAGCCAUUUUCAGCAAAAAAAUUAUUUUUAAACUCAUGUGAUUUUAUUCAUCUGAAUAACCACUCAUAAAGGUACCUUUAUACAAUAAACUGAUAGUGUAAACCUUAUAGCAUAAAUCAUGAAUAUUGUAAUAUAUUACUGUAAUUUUGCAAAUAUUACUCGUUACGUGUUGA